AUGAUUAGUAAUAUCCCAACAGAAGUCAUCGACUGGAGCAUAUUGAAUGAAAUAAUAUCUAUGGAUGAAGAUGAUCCUGAGUUUUCCAAAAUGCUGAUAAGACAGUAUAUCGAACAAGUCACAACCACCUUCAACGAUAUUGGAAAUGAAUUGGAUACAACCAAAGAUUUAAACAAAUUGAAUUCAUUAGGUCAUUUCUUGAAAGGGUCCUCGGCAACUCUGGGUUUGCAAAGAAUUGCAUGGGUUUGCGAAAGAAUACAGAAUUUGGGCAAAAAAAGAUCUGCCGGUUUAGACGAGGGUACUGUUAAAGAUGACCAAUAUUAUUUGGAUUUGAUCAGAGAAGCUUUAAAGGAAGCUAAAGUUGAAUUCAUACUCGCGAAAAAGGAAUUGCACGAUUAUUACAAGACUGACUUUUAG
Molecule: messenger RNA, 417 nt
Organism: Tetrapisispora phaffii CBS 4417
Lineage: Eukaryota; Fungi; Ascomycota; Saccharomycetes; Saccharomycetales; Saccharomycetaceae
Gene: YPD1
Product: Ypd1p
Exons: 1
Coding region: 1-417 (138 amino acids)
Biological process (GO): phosphorylation; phosphorelay signal transduction system
Cellular component (GO): cytoplasm; nucleus
Molecular function (GO): histidine phosphotransfer kinase activity; protein histidine kinase binding
Source: RefSeq, a predicted model, not a curated record